GACUCUAACUAGCUUUGUCUUGAAGACUUGGCGAUGGGGGCAGGAAUUUUGCCAAGAGUGUAAAAAUAGGUGCAGUUUGCAGCAGGGUCUCUCUUUCUUCCUUGUCUACCUUGCUUUUCAGAGUCUCAGCCUUGGAGUUGAGUUAGAAGUCAUGUGAGCCUGACAACCUGCGAGCUGCAGCGGAGACGGAGCUGAAAGAGAGUGUGUGACCAUUAGUUCAGAGCGCUGCUGGCUGGAGAGGCUGGCAGAGAACUGGCGCCGUCAACAGGAGUCAGAGCCAGGGGAACUACAGGGGGGAAAGGGAGAGUCGGCAGCGGUUGCUGCAGCUGUAGCGGCAGCCGCUAACUCACGACAACAGUAACAACAAAACCCCAUUGCUUUGCUCCACUUGCGGUUCACCUCGUGGCGCAGAUGUACCAGUAUAUACAGAGCUAAGACUGCCCGGCCAGCUAGUUCCUGGGGAACCUGAAGGAGCUCGCCCGGACUUUGAAGAGGCACUGUUCAGGGGCAGUCCUGCAAGGGGACAGAGGCUUCGCAGCUUCUGCUGACUUCUGGCCUCCUUGUCCCCUUCGUUCUGCUCCAGCCUGCCUCUCAAAUGGAGUCCCCGGUGCAGAUCUUCCGUGGGGAUCUAGGCCCGACCUGCCCGCCAGGCUCCUGCCUGCUGCCCAACAGCAGCAACUGGUUUCCAGGAUGGGCAGACCAGGAUAGCAACGAGAGUGAUAGCUACGAGGAUCAACAGCUGAACCAUACGCGCAUCUCCCCUGCCAUUCCCAUCAUCAUCACAGCGGUCUACUCCGUGGUGUUUGUGGUGGGCUUGGUAGGCAACUCAUUGGUCAUGUUUGUGAUCAUCAGAUAUACAAAGAUGAAGACAGCAACCAACAUUUACAUAUUUAAUUUGGCUAUGGCAGAUGCAUUGGUUACUACCACUAUACCGUUCCAAAGCACUGAAUAUCUGAUGAAUUCUUGGCCUUUUGGAGAUGUGCUGUGUAAAAUAGUGAUUUCUAUUGACUAUUACAAUAUGUUUACCAGCAUAUUCACAUUGACCAUGAUGAGUGUCGACCGUUACAUUGCAGUGUGUCACCCUGUCAAGGCUUUGGACUUCCGCACUCCCUUGAAGGCAAAGAUUAUUAACAUAUGUAUCUGGUUAUUAUCAUCCUCUGUUGGUAUAUCUGCUAUAGUCCUAGGGGGCACCAAGGUCAGAGAAGAUAUAGAUGCCAUUGAAUGCUCUUUGCAGUUCCCAGAUGUUGAUUAUUCCUGGUGGGAUCUCUUCAUGAAAAUCUGUGUCUUUGUUUUUGCAUUUGUGAUUCCAGUUCUCAUCAUCAUUGUGUGCUACACUUUGAUGAUCUUACGCUUAAAGAGUGUGAGGCUACUUUCUGGCUCUCGAGAGAAAGAUCGCAACCUCCGCCGAAUCACCAGGCUUGUUCUGGUGGUGGUGGCAGUCUUUAUCAUCUGUUGGACCCCCAUUCACAUAUUUGUAUUGGUUGAGGCCCUGGGGAGCACCUCCCAUAGCACAGCAGUCCUUUCUAGCUAUUAUUUCUGCAUUGCUUUAGGGUACACCAACAGCAGCUUAAACCCCAUUCUGUAUGCUUUCUUGGAUGAAAACUUCAAGAGGUGUUUUAGGGACUUUUGUUUCCCAUUUAAAGCCAGGAUGGAGCGACAGAGCACUACUAGAGUCCAAAACACAGUGCAGGACACUCCCUACAUGAGGGAGGUUGAUGGGAUAAAUAAACCUGUAUGACUAGUCGUGGAAAUGUCAUCCUAUAGUUCUCCAGGAAGAGAGGAGUUCAAUGAUCUAGGAUUAACUCAGAUUACCACAGCAGUCUGAGCCUGAAAACAGAAUUUUAUUUUUGGAAAGACUUUUAGAAGUUCUUAUGUUGUGCAGUCAUGGCAAGAGCAAGCUGCUAUGGCAGUCAAGCUCAGUUGACACCAAGUUUAAGACAGGGUUUGAGGACAAAAAAAAAUCUAAGUAGGAAGGUACCUUCUUUAAAUCGAGGAAAUCAGACUAUCUGACUGUUGUUGCUAGGGAAAAGAAAGUCAGAUUUCCAUCUUCUGAUGCUUAGACUAUGUUCCCCACCAUUUUCUAUGGCCUUAUAUGCAGAGAUAUCAUUCCUAUAGUUUUUUUUUUUUUAAGAAAAAGCAUUUGCUUCAGAAUGAAAGUGAAUAUUGUAAGGCCAGAUUCUUGCAGAGUGGGAGCUUCAAAAAUGAUGGCCACUGUGAAGUUGUUCACCUUCAUGGAUAAUAAGCAUUUGCUUUGGUUGUGUGGCAAAAAUUUCAGCUUAAGCAUGGCCUGAAUUUAUAUCUAAAGUGUGCAAUGUCUCUGUGUAUUGUGAAAGUCUUUUAAUAUUUACAAAAAUAAAAAUAAAUUCUUAAGAUGCCAGGAAUACAGUUUCUAAUAUAUUUUAGUGUAUUUGGCACCUACAGAUGAUGCUUACUGCUUUUAGCUAUGACUCUCUGGUAUUUAAGGUGACAAAUUAUCAGAUGUUAAGUCAUGCCUUGGAAAAUAUGUUAGGAAAAUCUUCCCUUGAUCAUCUGUGUACAAGAAGAGAACUAGUCAGAGAGUCUUUGGUUGAUUGAAAUAUACCAGAGCUUCAUCUUGAAAUAUUUUGCAUAUGUAGAUAAAGAAUGGGCUGGACCAUCACUAGCUCUUCUUGAUAUGUGUGUCUAAUUUGAAAAUAAGCCAAGCAGCUAAUUCAUUCAUUUGGAGUGAUGACAUUGCUGGCAAUCAUUAUAGUAGUUGAAACAUUUCUCCAGUCAUUAAAGUAUUUCCUGGGAAUUAAUCAUAGGACUUUUGGAAGUAGUCCAUUUCUUUCAGAUAGCUAGAAUACCUGUAUACCUGCUUACUCCCAAAGAAUUCAUUUUUAAAGUUUCCUGAAAAGCAUAAGAUUGAUCCCAUCAUCAGUAUAGACCAGCAAUUAUUUACAGAGAAAGCCCACCUUCACUCUUCCUGUGGUGGGACAGACAGUGAAAUGACAUUCAUGGGCAGAGUGUGGAAAUGAUAUGGUUUUGUUUUGUCAUGCCUUAGGUUGGAUCACUCUACUUAAAGAAGGAGUAAUUGAGGUAGAGCCUUAGCAAUCCAUGUACUGUGAUCUUGCCACUUGGACUCAAGGCUCUAAAGUGAGAAAAUUUCAAAAUAGUAUAGGUGUAAUGGGAGUUGUACCUCAUUUGUCCAUUCUUUUUAUCUCCAAAAGCUAGGGUACGUUCUCCCUUGUUCAUUGCUUUGACAUAUGCCUGGGCCAACAGGUAAAUUUGGGACUAAGGCUUUUUCCUCAGUAGGUACAAGUUGAGCCCCAUCUAGGGUUUAAAGAGGCAUGGAAAUAUACAUAUCUAUGAAACUCUAAGGUAUUUUAAUUCUUGUGGGAAUAUUCCUUCUUUCUCCUACAGUCUUAUGUCUAUGCGAUGUUGAAACUAAAACUUGGCAUUUAAGGAGUUAAACAAAUGUUUUCAAGGUUUACCUCAACUGUAUUAGCUUGCCUAUAUCUUAGAUCUCCACAGUACCUAACGUAGUGUUCCUAAAUUAUUUGGACUGUGUGACUAGAUAUAUUUCUAAUUGAAAAUUAAGGAAUUUUUAUAUCAUAUUUCAUUGAAAUAUCUAAGCAUAUUUGUGCUUUUAUAGUCAGGUAUAUAUAGCCAAUUUUAACAUUUAUUGACUAUAAUGUGAUAUAUUCAAAUACUUCAGCUGCCAUACUAGAUGGAUAUGUUUAUAUACACCCACAUAUAUAUACACAUAUGUAUACAAAUAUAUGUGUGUGUGUGUGUGUGUGUGUGUGUGUGUGUGUGUGUGUGUAUACAGUGGCUUGAGGACAUGUUACUAGGGGAGUGUAAUGAGGUCUUAAGCAUAUUAUACAUAAUAUUUAUAAAUAUCAAAACAAUCUCACUUAUUUCCUGGAACAUUAAACUUGUAUGUUCAUACUCUAGGCCCCCUAUUGCUGUUUUUACCCCAUGGAGUAAAUAAAAACAUGGCUUGGAAUGAGAUUCUAGGAAGUGCACAUGAAGUGUCCUCGUGCUAGUGCCCUGAUUGGCACUGAGGUCAUCUGAGCCUUGUGCAUGAAUGUAGGACAUCUCCCCAUCUCUUGUGCCAGGGAUGCUCGGAGAAUUCUUAUGACACUCAUUAGGACUAUGGGUGCUCCCUUGCUAUUGCUGCCAAUAUUUCCCCCAACACUUUUAGGGGAUUUCUGCAGUAAGAUUAACAGUAGGAAGUCACAAAAUACAUAGAAAGAUGCAAAGUUUAGGGAUAUAGUAAUAAGAGAAGGGUGUGAUGCAUGAAAACCUCUUUGUCAAAAAUAUAGCCUGGGUUUUUAUGCUCCUCUCUCAAAAAUAUUUUUUGAUGUGUGGCAGAAGUGACAAUGGUUGUGUUAAGUGCAUACUCUCAGAUGAUGGCAUUGUCAAGGGUCCUCUUCUAUUAAUCCCCUUCAUGUAAUAUUGUGAUGCUCCACUCCUCUCAUCUCAACAAGAAAGCAUAACAAAAUACAUGAGUGUCUCUCUGAGGUCAGAAAACAACCUUAGGGACUGCUUCCCCAUGUUUUUUCAAUUUCUCCACCUUCCUAGUUUUCCCAGUGAUCAUUUCUAUCACAUGGGUUUGUUACAGAGGAUUAAGGGUUUGGAAAGAGAUACAGUGAGAUAAAUCAGUCAUCAGUGAGGAGGAUAGAUAGAAGAAUAAAAAGAAAGCCUCUUGAGUGUCCAAGAUCAUUAUUAUGACCCUGUCCAGAAUAGUUGUUCAGAAAUAGCAUUUUAAAAAAUUACAAUUAUUGCAAAUUGAGAGGCAGCCAUGGUGCAGUGGAUUACUGGACAAUCUAGUUUCAGGACCUAAUUCUGAUACAUCCUAUCCGUGUGACUGAUUAAAUGACUUAACUUCUCAGUGCUCUAGACAAGUCUUAUACAUUACAAAGUGCCAACCAAUUUAGGCAAAGGGAACUUCUUCACCUGAGAAUUUCCUAUCUGAAUGAAAUCAUAGGUAUAAUCCCUAGCCCUCUAGUCUAUUGAUUUAUAGUGAUAACUGAAAAGAAACUUCAGAAAAUUUCAAAGUACAGUCACUUAAUUUCUAACAAUCAAGUGCUAUCUGGGAGUGCAUCUCUGAGCAAAACUUGGCCCUCAUCUUGUACAGUGACUCUCAUCCCUUUUAUAAUUAUUUAGUGUGUAAAAUGUGGCAUGACAAGAUGUAUAAUUGAAGUAAAAGGAAUAUAUUUGGCUGGAUUUCUAUUAACACUUUCUCACGGAGAGAACUGUGACUGGGCUGUAUGGUCCUUUCAUAAGAAUUGUUUGAUUCAGCAGAAACGUGAAAACAAUGUCUAAAAAAAGAAAGAGCUUUUUUUGCCCUAAUGAAUUCUUCUAGUCUCCAGAACAAAAGUAUCUUCUUGUUUCUUUUCUAAGCUCUGAUAGAAAAAAUAUAUGCAUAUAUUAUGUACAUACUUAUAUUCUAAAAUGGUGAUAUAUUAUGCAUUGUGUAUAUGGUUGUGCCUUGUGAUAAAAUAUUGUACUGAAAAAAAGAAACAAUCU
Molecule: messenger RNA, 5493 nt
Organism: Phascolarctos cinereus (koala)
Lineage: Eukaryota; Metazoa; Chordata; Mammalia; Diprotodontia; Phascolarctidae
Gene: OPRK1
Product: opioid receptor kappa 1
Biological process (GO): sensory perception of pain; neuropeptide signaling pathway; G protein-coupled opioid receptor signaling pathway
Cellular component (GO): plasma membrane; neuron projection
Molecular function (GO): neuropeptide binding; dynorphin receptor activity
Source: RefSeq, a predicted model, not a curated record